GUCCCCGAGGGCGCGAUGGCGCGUGGGCCGGGGGCGGGGCCUGGUGGCCUGGGGAGGGGCCUGGUGGGCAGGGCAGCCGCGCGGGCUGCGGCAGAACUGGUGGAGUCUCUUUCAUUGCAGGGAUCAUAUGCUGGAAAAAUCCAUUCCAUUGGUGAUGCUUUCAGAAAUUUUAAAAAUCUCCGAUCCUUAGAUUUAUCGAGGAAUUUGAUCACUAGCCUAAAGGGCAUCCAGUAUUUAUGUUCACUCCAAGACCUGAAUUUAUAUUAUAAUAACAUUCCUUCAUUAGUGGAAGUGUCCCGCCUACAGCCUUUACCCUUCCUCAAAGAACUAGAUUUGAGACUUAAUCCUGUUGUAAGGAAAGAUACAGAUUAUAGGCUCUUUGCUGUAUACACGCUACAAACUCUGGAGAAACUGGAUGACCGAACUGUACGUGAAAGUGAGAGAAAAGCUGCCAAGCUACAUUUUAGUCAGUUGGGCAACAGUGAAAAUUUUCUUUUAGAGGUGGAAAAAAGCUCUAGGGAGAAAACAAUGAAAAACUGUGUGACAGAUGAAAGCUCUGCAUCAAAAGUCAAUGCUGAUGUUGACACCAGGAUUGAAAUCGCCUCAAACAAAGGACUUUUUAUUCCUCUCCCCAACCGGGAAAUAAAGGAUUCCCUAACAAGUACUUCUGCAACCCAGGGCAAUGGUACACCAGAUCAGAAAUUAGACACUUUCCCACCUGGGACACAGAUGCAGGAAGUGGCAAGAAGGGAGAUGCCAAGUGACAAUCACCAGGAAGAUGAAUUCAGACACUACUCGCCUCGUCAGCCCACAGUCCGAUCCCCAGAGAAGAUGACUAGAGAAGGAUACCGAAUACCUUUUUUUGACAAUACGUCUUCAGGUUCUUCUUCAGAAAAAGACUUGAUACCAAAGCCUGAUACAUACCAGCUUACCCAUGAUGCCUCCCUGAGUAAACGCCUGGACGUGGGUGAUGCUGGCCAGAUCCAUCCCUAUCCAUUACCUUCAGAUGUUGGUCUGGAAAAUUAUGAUAGUCGUUAUUCUCAAACUCUAUCUAUGCACAGAAGUCUUGGUAAAAGGCCUCAGAGAAGCAAGAACUAUCGAGAAUAUGGUAUAAAGCCUUCAAAUGACAUAAAGGCCACUGUAUCUCAUUCCUGUGGAGACUUACUGACUUCUCAAUCAAACACUGACUCAAGCACUGAAAGGCUUUUGAAACUUAGUGCAGAUCUGUAUGCCACAACCCAUUUCAACAGUGACCCUGGUCUGCUGGCCAAUGUAGAGCAACAAUUAUCUACCAACCUUGGUGAUUUAACACAAGCACGUGGUUCUUUCCCAAACAACUCUGUCCUGGGAAACAGGACAACUCCUCUUCGGACACUGUUGUUGCCUCCUGGGACUUCGGAAGACAGAGAGAUUUUGACCAAGAGGUCAUUAAGUCCAUCAAAGAGAGGAUUCAAACGGAAGGACAAUAUCUUUGCCAACCUAAAUCCAAAGCAUGGUUCCAGAGAUGCUACAGGCAGUGAGUCCUUAUGCAGUACUCUCAGGACACAUGAUCAGUGCUCAGUACAGAUCUGUGACCUGGGCAGUUUGCAUGGUUUGCCAGGAAACCACAGUCCACCGAUCUCUGCCAGAACCCCCCAUGUGGCCACUGUCCUCAGACAGCUCCUGGAGCUUGUGGAUAAGCACUGGAGUGGCUCUGGCUCUCUUCUCCUCAACAAGAACUUCCUUGCUUUUAAGAUUGGCCCGUGUGCCCAACUUGAAUUUUUGGCAGGUCCUGCCCGAGAUUUGCUUCUGUCUUUGGUAGUCCCAGCUCCUUCUCAGCAGUGGGGUCGCUCACAUCCUGAAGAUAUGAUGAAAACCUUCCGCAGAAGGGAGCUUGAACUGAAGGAGGCUGGGCAGUUGGUCCCUAAUGACAUGGAAAGUUUGAAGCAAAAACUGGUCAGAGUGCUAGAGGAAAACCUCAUUUUGUCAGAAAAAAUCCAGCAGUUGGAGGAAGGUGCUGCCACCUCCAUUGUGAGUGGGCACCAGUCCCAUGCUUACGAUGAUCUUCUACGAAAAAACCAACAGCUGACCAUGCAAGUGGCUUGUCUGAACCAGGAGCUUGCCCAGUUGAAAAAGCUUGAGGAGACAGUUACCCUUCUCCAUGAAAGUCAGAGAUCCCUGGUGGUAACUAAUGAGUAUCUGCUGCAGCAACUGAAUAAAGAGCAAAAAGGUUAUUCUGGGAAAGCGCUCCUGCCUCCUGAGAAGAGUCAUCAUUUGGGGAGCGCUUCGCCCUUUGGGAAAAACACAUUGUCUUCCUCCUCACCAGUGGCGCAUGACACCGGUCAGUAUCUAAUCCAGAGCAUCUCAGAUGCUGUCCCAGAGCCUAGCUUAUGGAGCUAGCAUGGCACACCUGCACUGCAGCUUCCCUCUCAUCUACAGAGGCUCUCAAUGCCAGCACCACCAGUAUGAUAUCCACAAAGAUUAAGAAAAAAAUGUAUUCUGGUUAUAUUGUA
Microcebus murinus (gray mouse lemur) is the source of this 2492-nucleotide messenger RNA. The record is from RefSeq and is a predicted model, not a curated record. Lineage: Eukaryota; Metazoa; Chordata; Mammalia; Primates; Cheirogaleidae.